UAGCAUCGAUAUGUUUCUACAGCUCCAGAAGGAACUUCAAGUGGCCAAAAUAAACAAAUUUAAAUAAAUAUUUAGUUUUUUAAGACCCAAAAAUGCUGACAGACACGGAGGAUGACUUCUUUUUUGAGGAGGACAAGAUGCCAGUGCCGCUGCUCAUCCAGUUGGAUAGCGCUAAUGCCGAGGAUGUACGGCGGCACAAGGAACUCCCCGCGGAGCCGGAGAAGCCGGAGGUGUCCUCCGCCAUCAGCGAGGCCACCGUUAUGCUCUGCUCUCCGGCGGGCUUUGGUUCGGACAGGUUUGGCAGCGAAUCCGCCAAUAGGCAGAAGUAUGAGUUAGACCGUUUGGGAAUGACUGUCACCACCAAUGCCGUCGUCAUCACCAAGGAUCAGAGCAACCUGAUUGGAAUUAGCAUUGGCGGAGGAGCCCCCAUGUGUCCAUGUCUAUAUAUAGUACAGAUCUUCGAUGGCACUCCCGCUGCUCGGGAGGGUUCCCUGCAAUCCGGAGACGAACUACUGGCUGUGAAUUCAGUGAGCGUGAAGGGCAAGACAAAGGUGGAGGUGGCCAAGAUGAUUCAAACAGCCACCGACGAGGUCGUCAUCCACUACAACAAGCUGCAUGCAGAUCCCGAACAGGGCAAGACCCUGGACAUUAUACUAAAGAAGCUAAAGCACAGGAUCGUGGACAACCUAUCGAGCAAUACCGCCGACACUUUGGGUCUCUCCCGGGCGAUUUUAUGCAAUGAUUCCCUGGUGAAGCGACUGGAGGAACUGGAGGGCACUGAACUGAUGUACAAGGGCCUGGUGGAGCAUGCCCGUCGAAUGCUCAAGGCCUACUAUGAUCUCCUGCAGACUUACAAGUCUUUUGGCGAUUGCUUCACCCAAAUCUCUGUCCAUGAGCCGCAACAGCGAGCCUCUGAGGCGUUUCGAACAUUUGGCGAGUUCCAUCGCACCCUGGAGAAGGAUGGCCUGGGUAUCAUUAAGCAGAUUAAGCCAGUGCUUGCUGAUUUGGGAACGUACCUGAACAAAGCCAUACCGGACACAAAGCUCACUGUGCGUCGCUAUGCCGAUGCCAAGUUCACAUAUCUCUCGUAUUGCCUGAAGGUCAAGGAAAUGGACGACGAGGAGCAUGGUUUUGCGGCCCUCCAGGAGCCACUGUACCGCGUGGAGACGGGCAACUAUGAGUACAGAUUAAUCCUGCGAUGUCGCCAGGAUGCCCGCAGUAAGUUCGCCAAGCUCCGGACCGACGUCCUCGAGAAAAUGGAACUCCUGGAGUGCAAACAUGCCAUGGAUCUCAACAAGCAGCUGAGAAGCCUACUGGAGAGUCUAGCAGAACUGCACAGGAGUCUCGUGGAGCGGCUGGACUCGCUACCACCUCUCUUUCCCAUCGAAGUGGACUUCAAGGAGACGGACUUUCAGUAUAAGUCGAGCACCCUGAAGCCCCAGGAGCUGGACGAUGAUGAAAUCGAAGCCAAUAAUCAUUCCAAUACGACACCCUCCCAGGUUGACUGUGGAUUUGAGGCGGUGGAACAACCUGCGGCCAUCAUUAAUGUGGAGACCAAGGAAUCUGUAGACAUCUCCUCCGUCUCAGCGUCCCAACCCAACAGCGAGAAUGAUACGCUCCUCAAGGAACUGGGUCUGUAUGAUGUAGACCUGCUCUCCAAUCCGCAGACCAUUAGCAACCAAAAGGAUUCCAUUGCGGCCCAAAAGGAAGGCUACGACUUUGAUCUCUUUCUGAAUCAAGCAACGACAGCCUCCACUAGUUUAGAGCGGGAUCUGAUGUCCUCGAAUGCGGAGGAAAUGGAUCUGCUCUUGCAAUAGUAUU
Molecule: messenger RNA, 1821 nt
Organism: Drosophila serrata
Lineage: Eukaryota; Metazoa; Arthropoda; Insecta; Diptera; Drosophilidae
Gene: PICK1
Product: protein interacting with PRKCA 1
Biological process (GO): positive regulation of receptor internalization; regulation of Arp2/3 complex-mediated actin nucleation; receptor clustering
Cellular component (GO): postsynaptic early endosome; synaptic vesicle; trans-Golgi network membrane
Molecular function (GO): phospholipid binding; protein kinase C binding; protein domain specific binding
Source: RefSeq, a predicted model, not a curated record